This is a messenger RNA of Fusarium sp. VM40, 1536 nucleotides long. Lineage: Eukaryota; Fungi; Ascomycota; Sordariomycetes; Hypocreales; Nectriaceae. The record is from the annotation of a GenBank genome assembly.
AUGCAUUCCCCUUCUUUUACCCCGAUUAUUAUUGGCGUCGGCGAAAUCCGCCAAAAGAACUUCACCGUCGACAACACUCUCGAGCCCGCUGAGCUUCUCCUAUCUGCCAUCCGCAAUGGAGUAAAAGACAUCACGGUCGAUAUCACCACGAAAAUAGACAGUAUUUCUGUAGUCCCUCCUUGGUCGUGGAACUACGACGAUUUGCCAAAACUGCUCGCCCAAAGGCUUGGUAUUGAGCCAUCCCACCUCGAGCUCUCAAGCCAUGGAGGGCAUACGCCUGCGAAGUUGUGCGACGCAGCAGCAGCAAGAAUCGCCACAGGGGAAGCUAAAAUAGCUGUUGUCACGGGAGGGGAAGCUUUGGCAUCAUUAUUCGCUUGCCAAAAGGCAGGGCGCAUGCCUCCACCAGGAUGGACAGAGGCUAGUCCUGAUGCGAAGAGAUAUAGCCCAGGAGAUACUUCGCUUAUGAAAGAUGCCGGUGCCGUACACUCAAUUGGAAUGCCGAUUCAGAUAUACCCUCUGUAUGAGAACGCGUACAGAAAGCACAAUCAACAGUCUUUUGAUGAGAACAAUGCAGAGUCAGCGAAGCUUUACGCCGAUUUUGACAGAAUUGCUUGUGAACAUCCUAUCAGCUGGAGAUCUGGGGAAAGUCCUCGUGAUGCAAACACCGUCAAAACGGUGACCAAGCAGAAUAGAAUGAUAAGCACGCCUUAUCCCCUGUUGAUGAACGCCUUCAACGGUGUAAACCUUGCCUCUGCUUGUAUAGUAACGUCCGUCGAAUAUGCUACGAAACUAGGAGUUCCUCAAGACAAGUGGGUUUACAUCACAGGUGGUGCUGGCUCCAACGAUAGCUCAAACUUCUGGGAAAGAUCCAACUAUUUCUCUAGCCCGGCGAUCGAGUAUUCCAUUGACAAGGCGUUGGAGUCAGCUGGAAUCACGAAAGACGAAAUCGACGUCUUCGACUUCUACUCCUGUUUUCCCAUCGUCCCCAAAAUCGCCUGUAAACACGUCGGGUUGGAUGUUCAGAAUCCAUCGAAACCUAUCACGCUUCUCGGCGGCCUUACGUCGUUUGGCGGUGCAGGCAACAAUUAUUCUCUUCAUGCGAUCGCUGAGAUGACUAGAGCUAUUCGAAGUCGUAAACAUCGCAAUGGACUUGUGCUCGCGAACGGAGGAGUCCUGUCUUGGCAACACGCUAUCUGCCUUUCCGCGCAACCGCGAAAGAACCUCGCACCGUAUCUCAAACGGGAGGUUCUUGAUAACGGCCAAAUAUCGCAGGGCCCAGACUUCAUUGCGCAGGCUCGAGGGGAAGCUAUAAUUGAGACAUAUACUGUGGACUGGGAUCGGAACGGACCCAAGUUGGGUCACGUAGUUGGGAGAUUGAUAGAUGAUGGCAAAAGAUUCAUCGCGAACCACGGUAAUGAACUCACUUUGUCGACGCUUGCCAAUACUGAGCUGGAGCCGAUUGGUAUGAAAGGAUUUGUCGAUGUUGGACCAGACGGAAGAAAUCUUUUUACAAUAAGCCCGGGUGCGAAAUUGUAG